AUGUAUACUCCUAAAAAAACAAAAGCCGAGGAUGGCUUCUAUCCUAGAUCGCAGUAUGAAUUUGGAUCCUCAUCACAACUUGAUUCCAACUCAUUCAACUGUAUGACUCAGAAUAGCAAUGAUGAGACGACUUUUUAUACACAAGCCGACAAGCGCGUUAUUCUAAACAAAAAUCUGGUUAAUUUUAACGUCGGGGGAGUUAAAUACACAACCACAAUGUCAACUUUAUCAAACGAUGCGAAUUCCAAGCUCUACAAAUAUGCAUACUUCACAAUUAAUGGCAUAGAAACACACGAUAAGGAAUAUAAUUUUGACGGAUUCUUUAAUUUUACAGACUCUAACUCAGGAGGAGUUGCAAACAUCUUUAUUGAUCGAGACGGGAAGAUUUUCCAGUACAUUUUAAACUACCUCAGGGAUGGGGACGUAAUUUGCCCAGAUGACCCUUUUGUAUACCAGUCAAUACUCUCGGAUGCUAAAUUUUACAUGCUCAGAGGAUUGGUAGAUGCGGUUUCCCGCAUUAUAAAUAAACAGGAGGUUCUUCCUGAACCUAAGCUUAAUAUUCCCGAACCAAUUCAUGAAGUCGAAGAACUUUCAUCUCAAAAAACUCAGUUUGAAUUUUGUGAUAGUAUUCCACUGACUCAACACACUAAUUGUGAUGUUUAUCUACCCCCUCAUAAUGUAUUUUUAAGAAUAGAGGAGAAUGACAAUAUAGAAGAAUCUAUUCAAUUUGUUCAGACUACGCCAGUAAGGUUACUGGGCGAGCAGACGUUUUCCACGACUGCAGACUUCUAA
Theileria annulata is the source of this 792-nucleotide messenger RNA. RefSeq lists its product as uncharacterized. The coding region runs from base 1 to 792 and encodes 263 amino acids. Gene Ontology annotation, molecular function: protein binding. The transcript has 2 exons. The record is from RefSeq and is a predicted model, not a curated record. Gene Ontology annotation, biological process: protein homooligomerization. NCBI's taxonomy places the organism in Eukaryota, Apicomplexa, Aconoidasida, Piroplasmida, Theileriidae.